Molecule: messenger RNA, 939 nt
Organism: Gamsiella multidivaricata
Lineage: Eukaryota; Fungi; Mortierellomycota; Mortierellomycetes; Mortierellales; Mortierellaceae
Product: band 7 family-domain-containing protein
Exons: 4
Coding region: 1-939 (312 amino acids)
Biological process (GO): mitochondrion organization
Cellular component (GO): membrane; mitochondrion
Source: RefSeq, a predicted model, not a curated record
AUGUCUUGGUUCACACAGCCGCGUGGAUACCGGCGGCAGAUAACGGGCAGCGCUACCGAUUUCAAACACACUUACAGGGGCUGCUGUCAACCAUCGAAAGCCAGCCGCGACCCAUCUCGUGAAGCUUGUCUUCAUAUCGCGUUUCUCUUUGACCACAUCGCUAACCGGCAAGCCCUCUAUCUCGCUAUAUACACAAUCACAGUCCAGGGAGGUCACCGCGCCGUCAUUUUCGACAGAUUGGAGGGAGUCAAGCCCGGCCCCGUCGGUGAGGGCACCCAUUUCUUGGUCCCUUGGUUGCAGCGUGCGAUCCAGUUUGAUGUUCGCACGAAGCCCCGCAACAUCUCGACGACGACUGGAUCGAAGGAUAUGCAGAUGGUCACGUUGACCCUUCGUGUCCUCCACCGACCGGAUGUCAAGAACCUAUCUCAGAUCUACCAGGGAUUGGGACUGGAUUACGAUGAGCGUGUGUUGCCCUCGAUCGGAAACGAAGUCUUGAAGUCGAUUGUAGCCCAGUUUGAUGCGGGUGAGCUUAUCACCCAGCGUGAGUUGGUCUCGUCCAAGAUCCGCGAGGACCUUGCUAAGCGCGCCAGAGAGUUCCAUAUCGAGCUUGAGGACGUUUCUAUCACCACUAUGACCUUCGGUCGCGACUUCACCAACGCCGUUGAGCAGAAGCAGAUUGCUCAGCAGGAGGCCGAGCGCGCCAAGUUCAUUGUCGAGAAGGCCGAGCAGGAGAAGAACGCCUCCAUCAUCAGAGCUGAGGGUGAAGCUCAUGCUGCCGAGAUCAUUUCCGCGUCACUGGAGAAGGCUGGUCCUGGUCUGAUUGAGCUCCGUCGUAUUGAGGCAUCGAAGGAUAUUGCCGGCACCUUGGCUCAUGCCAAGAAUGUCACCUACCUUCCCAACCAGAAGGGCAACAACAUGUUGUUGAACCUCCCUGUCUAA